AUGGAACCCAUCGUGCCUGGUAGUAUAUUGCACCAAGUCUCAGCCCCCAAAGCCACAAUUGGUUACAAGUAUGUACAUAUUGAUCGCACGACCAAACAAGUACAAGAAGCAGAACCUUUUGAUCGAACACCUGAUGAUAAUGAUAAGGAUGAUGAUGGUGAUGAUAAUGAUGGUUUGAAUGAAUUCUAUGGUCGAUCUUGGACUCAUCGUACUGUUAAAACAUUUAAUCCUGUGGAUGCGUUUCCUCAAGCUUAUAAUCGUCGACCUGCUCCCAUUUUACAUCCUGACAAUGAAAUCCCUACUUUCCAUAUUCAAGCCCCACAAGAUGAUAUUGAUCGAUUACAUGGUUACUAUUUACAAGAUAUUGAUAUCAAGGCAAACAUCACUUAUAUCACAUCAACAGAUGCACUUCAUUUUGCUGACACCAAAUUGAAGUUGAGUGGUCGUAGUACAAGGCUGCUUACCAAACUUUCCUAUAGUAUCAACUUACCCAAAAAGUCAAGCAUCGACGGUUACCGCAAAAUAAAAUUAAGAGCUUGUGGCACGGAUCCUUCUUAUAUUCGUGAAAAAUUGGCGUAUGAUAUGUUAUCAGCCGUCGGUCGACCUGGUGCAAGAAAUAAUUUCAUUCGUCUUUUUAUUAAUAAUCGUGCUGUUGGUUUGUUUCUAUUAGUGGAAAGAUAUGAUGACAAUUGGCUUCAGAAUGAAUUUGGCUCUGGUAAGACCUCUUAUGAAAACGGUAUCUUAUAUCAAGGGGAAGGAAUGCAACGUGACAACCGUCAUGCCGCUGACCUCAGUUUUCAUGGAAACGAUCCUACCUAUUAUCAAUCAAGCGCGUACAGUGUAACUGAAAAGCCUAAGGUAGCAACAGAUAACUUGGACGAAGAUCUUAUCUCAUUUACCAAAUUUAUUGAUGACCAACUUAAACUUGAUAAACGAUCUGUCAAUUCGAAUACUACCGUCAAUGCAUGGAAUGACCAAAUAGAUAUCAAUGGCUACUUUUUAAAUUUGGCUAUGGACUUUUUGAUGGGUAACUUUGAUAAUUAUGUGCAAAACACCAACAACUAUUUUCUGUACAAGGAUCCAAUCAAGAAACGAUUUAUAUAUAUCAACUGGGAUAUGGAUAUGGUACUGGGUAGUGGACCUGUAGCAUUACGGCAACUUAUCAAGGGAGAUUAUCACCAAUACAAGGGGAUUGAUCUUCGACCAUUGACCAAAGCCAGUUUGGCAGUACCUCAGCUUCGUCAAGUAUUUGAAUCGCAAUUGGCCAUCGUGGUGCAACAAGUAUUCCAUCCCAACAUUAGUUUCCCUGUCAUUGAUUCCUUGGUGGCAUUCCUUCAAGAAGAUAUUCAAUGGGAUCAAUCUCUACCUCGGAUGCGACAAGGCAUCAACUUUGUCCCCUUUGGUCCUCACAACAUCGAUAAUUGGUUCCAUAACAACUCCACUGGCAAUACCGUCUCCUUACCUCUCACCAUUGAUUUCAUCGUUGCUGCUGAUUAUCUCAUCCGCGUUAAUGAAGAUAUUCCUUUUCAACGUGCCAUCGAAGGUCCUAUACAUCACUCUAGUCUGUAUCCUCUCAAGCUCUGGUUCAGCAAGAAAACAAAUAAUGUCUUAUCUUUUAUCUCUUCUUCUUCUUCAUUGUUCAGUUAG
Molecule: messenger RNA, 1647 nt
Organism: Halteromyces radiatus
Lineage: Eukaryota; Fungi; Mucoromycota; Mucoromycetes; Mucorales; Cunninghamellaceae
Product: coth protein-domain-containing protein
Exons: 4
Coding region: 1-1647 (548 amino acids)
Source: RefSeq, a predicted model, not a curated record